AUGCGGCAUCUUGCUCUCGGUGGCAGUGAGAUGCAGCAUCUCGCUAUCGAUAGUACUGAAGAAAUGAAGCCAGAAAUGAUGGGCGCUGUGCGCGCGGUUCCCGGUUUUUACUUUGACCCAAUGUCAUAUCAUCCCUACGCGAGCGGAUUGGACGGUGCGCGACGCAAGAAUGCAACACGUGAAACAACAGCACCACUAAAAUCGUGGCUCAACGAGCAUCGCAAGAAUCCGUAUCCGACAAAAGCUGAAAAAAUUAUGCUCGCUCUGCUCACCAAAAUGACGCUAACACAGGUGCUUUUUGAUCACUUUUCUUUUUUUGCCUAA
Messenger RNA from Gongylonema pulchrum, 324 nucleotides. The record is from the annotation of a GenBank genome assembly. NCBI's taxonomy places the organism in Eukaryota, Metazoa, Nematoda, Chromadorea, Rhabditida, Gongylonematidae.